Molecule: messenger RNA, 735 nt
Organism: Colletotrichum spaethianum
Lineage: Eukaryota; Fungi; Ascomycota; Sordariomycetes; Glomerellales; Glomerellaceae
Exons: 2
Coding region: 1-735 (244 amino acids)
Source: RefSeq, a predicted model, not a curated record
AUGGGUGUCUCUCUUUCAACUGCCAAAUGGCUCGCGCCUGCAUCCUUCGCCGUCGACUUUGCAGCCCAGAACUAUGGCAUGUUCAGCACUCCUAACAUGAAAGACAUCCACGACGCCAACCUUUCCUUCUGGUCACCACAGCCUUUCUUCAUUGCAGGCUUCUUUUUUUCGCAACAGCUUUUCCAGCUUGCUUGGCUGUGGCGCCUGUACAAGGCAGACCCCAAGGUUGAGCCGAUGGAUGCAGACGUUGGAAUUAUGGUUGAUUUUGCACCUUUUUACGCUGUUGGAAACCUUUGCAUUGCUACAUGGAUGAUCUUCUGGAACAGCUCAGAUCUUAAGACUUCCAACAUUUUUGUUGUCAUUAACAGUCUUGCGCAGCUGUACUUUAUCUUUAACCGUCUUCCUCCGAUGAACACAAAAUCAAUCAACUCGGUUCUCACUCACGUUGUUGCCAAGACAUUUGCCGGCAUUGGUGUCCUAGAUCUUCUCCACAAUGGCUCGGUUGCUUAUUUCGUCCACCAGCAGCCUUCUACUGUUGUUAAGGUGCUUACCGGCGUGGGAUUUGGACUGUUGGCCAGUGCCAGUGACUGGAUCUUUGGUGGCUGUCUUGUCUACGACCUUAUUGCUCUCUCCGUUGGCCAGUCCGCCUAUGGAAACGGGGAUUGGAGCAAACUCCUUGGUAUCUAUGCCGGAGGGAUGGCUGCCAUCGUCGGAGUCCGGAACCUCUUAAAGUAA